AUGACGAACACCGAGGUUAGCGAAGUAAAACCCCAGAAGGACAAGGUUGAAAAGAAAAAGGAGGAAGAGAAGACUGAAUUGUCUGAAGAGGACAAAGUGCUUCAAGAGGAAUUAAAUAUGCUUGUGGAGAGGCUGCAGGAAAAUGACACAUCUUUGUACAUACCUGCUCUGGAAAGUUUACGGUCUCAAAUUCGUGCCUCCACAACAUCAAUGACAAGUGUUCCUAAACCAUUGAAAUUCAUGCGCCCUCACUUUGAUACCAUGAAGGAAAUAUAUGAGAAAAUAACGGAUCCUCACACUAAAGAACUUUCAGCUGAUGUUGUCUCAGUCCUGGCUAUGACCAUGUCAGAUGGGAGGGAUUGCUUGAAGUACCGGCUGCUUGGUACCAAAAAUGAAAUUGCCAAUUGGGGACAUGAAUAUGUUAGGCACCUCUCUGGAGAAAUUGCUGCGGAAUGGGCAGAUCUCCCUGUAGGUGAUGCUCAAGCACGGAAGAAUCUUGUAGACCUCGCUGGUGAAAUUAUUCCAUACAACAUGGCUCACAAUGCCGAAGCAGAUGCUUGUGAUCUUCUCAUGGAAAUUGAACGUUUGGAUCUGCUGCAGCAGUAUGUGGAUGAAAGUGCCUAUCCUCGUGUGUGCCUGUACCUCACCAGCUGUGUGCCCUACGUCCCAGAUCCAGAAAAUACAACUCUUCUGACAACUGCUCUAGAUCUUUUCCGGAAGUUUAAUCAGUACCCUCAGGCUCUUCGACUUGCCAUGCAACUGAACAACCACACUCUAAUUGAAGAGAUUUUCACAUCAUGCCCUGACCUCGCCAUGCAAAAGCAGCUUGCGUUCAUGCUUGGCCGACAGCAAAUCUUCCUUGAGCUUAAUGAAAGCACACCUGAAUAUGAUGAAUUGAUGGAAAUCAUGUCUAAUGGUCACUUGAACAACCACUUCUUAAAUCUAGCUCGAGAGUUGGAUAUUAUGGAGGCAAAGACACCAGAGGAUGUGUACAAAUCUCAUUUGGAUGCCCGACCUCAAUUUGGGGGUGGUCAGGUUGACUCAGCGCGUCAAAAUCUGGCUGCCAGUUUUGUUAAUGGUUUCGUCAACACUGCAUUUGGACAGGACAAACUCCUUAAAUCUGAGGGAAACAAAUGGAUGUACAAGAACAAGGAUCAUGGUAUGCUCAGUGCCACAGCUUCAUUGGGGCUGAUCCUUCUUUGGGAUGUUGACGGAGGUCUUACUCCUAUUGAUAAAUACUUGUACUCAUCGGAAGAUUAUAUCAAGUCUGGUGCUCUUCUGGCAUGUGGUAUUGUAAAUUGUGGUGUCAGGAAUGAGUGUGAUCCUGCUCUUGCUUUGUUGUCUGAUUACGUUUUACAUCAAAGCAAUGUAAUGAGAAUUGGUGCAAUUAUCGGCCUGGGUUUGGCUUAUGCUGGCUCUAACAGGGAGGCAGUUCUUAGUCUCCUCACACCUGUUCUUAGUGAUCCAAAAUCAACAAUGGAAGUUGUUGGUUUGGCUGGUAUGGCAUGCGGAAUGAUUGCCGUUGGUUCCUGUAAUGCUGAUGUAACCGAUGCUAUUGUACAGACUUUAAUGGAACGCACUGAGGCUGACUUAAAAGAUACCUAUGCCAGAUUCCUUCCUCUGGGACUGGGACUUUGCCAUCUAGGGCGUCAGGAAGCUGUUGAAGCUAUCAUUGCUGCCCUUGAGGUGAUCCCAGAGCCAUUUAAAUCAAUGGCAACCACUCUGGUGGAAGUGUGUGCUUAUGCUGGUACUGGCAAUGUGUUGAAGAUUCAGCAUUUGCUGCACAUUUGUAGUGAGCACCAUGAGCCCAGUGACAAGGAAGAGACAAAGGACAAGAAGGAUGACAAGAGCAAAAAGGAUGACAAGAAAGAUGAUAAAGAGAAAGAUUUUACCUCCAAGCAAGCUGUUGCUGUUUUGGGUAUCGCUCUUAUUGCCAUGGGUGAAGACAUUGGUUCGGAAAUGGCAUACAGAUCAUUUGGUCACCUGCUGCGCUAUUGUGAACCUGCUAUUAGAAGGGCUGUGCCUUUGGCAUUAGGUCUAAUCUCUGUCUCAAACCCAAAGCUUUCGAUUUUGGACACCUUAAGUAAAUUUUCCCAUGACAGUGAUGCAGAAGUAGCCCACAAUUCAAUCUUUGCGAUGGGACUGGUUGGAGCAGGCACAAACAAUGCCAGGUUAGCAGCCAUGCUCAGACAGCUUGCCCAAUUCCAUGGCAAAGAUCCCAACAAUCUGUUUAUGGUGCGCAUUGCACAGGGUCUAGUCCAUCUAGGCAAAGGUACCCUUACUCUUAGCCCAUACCACAGCGACCGGCAGUUACUGUCUCCAGUAGCAUUGGCUGGAUUGUUGGCAACACUUGUCAGUUUUCUUGAUGUCAAAAAUAUUAUUCUCGGCAAAUCCCACUACCUCUUGUACACUCUGGCAGCUGCUAUGCAGCCUCGUAUGUUAGUUACAUUUGAUGAAGAAUGUAACCCAUUAGCUGUGCCUGUGCGAGUUGGUUUGGCUGUUGAUGUUGUGGGUCAGGCUGGUAAACCAAAGACUAUCACAGGAUUCCAGACUCAUACAACCCCUGUCCUCCUAGCCCAUGGUGAACGAGCAGAGUUGGCAACUGAUGAAUAUAUUCCCUUGUCUCCAAUUAUGGAAGGUUUUGUAAUCUUGCGUAAAAACCCAGAAUUCGAACCAUAAAUUUCAAACUCUUUAUUAAUUUUUUAUGCAAGUUUAAUUUAACAAAAUAUCUUGGAACACUAAUUUUUUACUUCCUAAAACUGACCCUCAUGCUGAAUUUUCAAUGCGUUUCAGCAUUUAUGUACUGAUUUGGAUGAGUUCUGUGUUUAGUCUUUGAAUCCUCGAUUGAAACAGCAGAUUUAAGAGACUCUUUUAGUGUAUAUGUUCAUUUAAGCAAAUCACACUUAGAAUAGGUAUUAUGUUUGAGUAUUUCUACUUUGUACAAACUCUGAUCAUUAAAUGCUACAUAGAUCUAA
This is a messenger RNA of Thrips palmi, 2975 nucleotides long. It is a transcript of the gene Rpn1, whose product is annotated as 26S proteasome non-ATPase regulatory subunit 2. The transcript is spliced from 14 exons. The record is from RefSeq and is a predicted model, not a curated record. Gene Ontology annotation, biological process: regulation of protein catabolic process; proteasome-mediated ubiquitin-dependent protein catabolic process. Gene Ontology annotation, molecular function: enzyme regulator activity. Gene Ontology annotation, cellular component: nucleus; proteasome complex; proteasome storage granule. The coding region runs from base 1 to 2679 and encodes 892 amino acids. Lineage: Eukaryota; Metazoa; Arthropoda; Insecta; Thysanoptera; Thripidae.